Messenger RNA from Helobdella robusta, 327 nucleotides. RefSeq lists its product as hypothetical. Gene Ontology annotation, cellular component: Set1C/COMPASS complex. The transcript has 2 exons. The annotation marks the transcript as partial. NCBI's taxonomy places the organism in Eukaryota, Metazoa, Annelida, Clitellata, Rhynchobdellida, Glossiphoniidae. Gene Ontology annotation, molecular function: histone H3K4 methyltransferase activity; RNA binding. The record is from RefSeq and is a predicted model, not a curated record.
UUUGGAACGAUCCUACCUAAAGAGGUUUCCUUCUUCAACUUGAAUAAUAAUGUAGAUGUGCCCUUUCUUACGGAUAUAUGCAAGUUUGCUGGCUCCAUUGAAGAUGUCAAAAUAUAUCUCCACCCAACCACUAAGAAGCAUCUUGGCAUUGGAUCUGUAUUAUAUACAUCAACAAAAGCUGCAAAGGUAUGUGUGGACAAGUUGAACAACUCAACUUCAAUGGGCAACAUAAUGAAUGUCAUCAUCGACAUCAGAGGUUUGCUUUUUGCCUAUUCGUAUCUCACUUUUUUGAUUCCCAUGGAAUUAAAAAGAUUUAGAUUAUAUUAA